Chironomus riparius is the source of this 1154-nucleotide messenger RNA. The record is from the annotation of a GenBank genome assembly. NCBI's taxonomy places the organism in Eukaryota, Metazoa, Arthropoda, Insecta, Diptera, Chironomidae.
GUUUUUGAGAAAUUUUAUAAAACUUAAUCAAGAAAAUCUUGGAAAAUAUUUUAAGUUUUUAAAAUUCUUAAACAUUUAAUUAUUUAUUUUCAAACAUCAAACGAAGUUAAAGUCAAGCUACAAAAGUAAUAUUGGACGAGUUAAACAACUUCAUAUCGAGGGACUGUGUCAAUCAAAUGAAAUUUCUCAUUAAAUCCUAAAAUAAUCAACAAACAAAGCAGAAACUUUUAUUUACAUUAUCAUAUAAUCCACAACAAUAAUCCUAAUCGUGAAAUUAGUCAGCGAACAAAUCGUAAAAUUUAGUCUUAAAUUCAUUUUCGAAAAUCCAAAACAUUCGACAUCAGCAAAGAGGAAUGUAAAGUAUAAACAAUUUUAACACAGGAUUGAAGCAACAGAAGCACACGAAAAUGAUGGAUUCAAGCACACAACUUGAUUUAUAUUUGACAGAAAUAUCAAUAGAAUUGCUUGGUAAUCGAAUAUAUGAUGUUAAUGGCACACGACAAAAUCGAUUGAUUAGUUUGUUCCAAGCUUUGCCAGAAGAGGAUUGUGAUAAUGAUAAAAGUGAAAAUUCAGUAGAUAUAUUAUGUAGUUUAGGGUAUGAACAAAAUUUUAGCGAUAAUGAGGACUCUGCGAUUAAUAUGCUGGAGGAUCAGAUGGAUUUCAUACUGUCUGACGCUAACAAUUCAUCAGGUACAAAUAAGGAUAUUAUAGAUAAUUUAAGAACAAUAAAGUCAAAUCAGAUGCAGUUAUUGAAAGAUUCAUCUGAGACACAUGUUAGAAAACUGGUUGAGCGUAAGAAAAUUGUCACAUCACUUAAUAAGAUAAGACAAGCUAAGGCCAGAGAAUGUACAUCAGUAGCCACCCAAAAAAAAGUCAUAGCAGAUCUAUACACAGCAGAAAGAGACAAUCUAUUAAAAUCCUGCAUGAAUACAAUUCGUCUCAUAAAAUACAUAAUAAAUGACACUCGAAAUGAAAAGUUGAAAGGUGAACUUAUAGCAUUUGUGCAUGCAAUGAGGAGUGUAAGGGAAAGCCAUCCAAACAACAUCCGACGGAAAGUUAAGAAACCUUAUAAGAAGGAUAAGAAAGUUGAUAAAUAAAUAAAAAAAAGUCAUUGUGAUAAUAAAUUUAUGUUUAUAAAGUAUUUUUUUCCACUU